UAAGGCUCUAGCUGAUCACACUGACUGCAGAGCCUUCGAGAUUGAUUGCUAAAGGUUGGGUACUUUUGGCACAGUAGAAUUUGAGCCUCUGUGCUUGCCAUACACCAGAAAUACUUUCCUCCUUUCUCUAAAUGUACUUUUGUACUCACUGAAAACUGGGCAGUCCAACUUUUGGAUUACUGACAACUAAAGCUUGAAGGGACAGGACUCUCCUCCCUGAGACAUCAUGGCCCUGACCCCAGAACAGAGCAGACAAACAAAACUGAAAGAGGUAGGAGGGAUCCCACUGCAGGCUCCAACUGUGGACAACUGGAGCCAGAUUCAGACCUUCAAGGCCAAGCCAGAUGACCUCCUCAUUUGUACUUACCCCAAAUCAGGGACAACAUGGAUUCAAGAAAUUGUGGACAUGAUUGAGCAAAAUGGGGAUGUAGAGAAGUGCCAGAGAACCAUCAUUCAACACCGGCACCCUUUUAUUGAGUGGGCACGGCCACCCCAGCCAUCAGGUGUGGACAAAGCCAAUGAGAUGCCAGCUCCAAGGAUAUUAAGGACCCAUCUUCCCACUCAGCUACUGCCACCAUCUUUCUGGACAAACAACUGUAAGUUCCUUUAUGUGGCUCGAAAUGCUAAAGACUGCAUGGUUUCCUACUACCACUUCUAUAGGAUGAGCCAGGUGCUCCCAGAUCCAGGCACCUGGAAUGAGUAUUUUGAAACCUUCAUCAAUGGAAAAGUAAGUUGGGGAUCCUGGUUUGACCAUGUGAAAGGAUGGUGGGAAAUUCGAGACAGAUACCAGAUUCUCUUCCUCUUCUAUGAAGAUAUGAAGAGGGACCCAAAGCGUGAAAUUCAGAAAGUAAUGAAGUUCAUGGGAAAGAAUUUGAAUGAAGAGGUUGUGGAUAAAAUCGUCCUGGAGACAUCAUUUGAGAAAAUGAAAGAGAAUCCUAUGACAAAUCGUUCUACGGUCUCCAAAUCUAUUCUGGACCAGUCCAUUUCCCCUUUCAUGAGAAAAGGUUUGUGGGGCUUCUUUAUCCCUAAUUCUGAGACAGUCCCCCUCCAGUCCACAUAUUAUGAUUCUAAGAAGGGUAUAGAUUUGUUCUUAGUGUACAAGGGACUCUACAAAGCAAGUCUUACAGAUAAUUAA
Molecule: messenger RNA, 1135 nt
Organism: Grammomys surdaster
Lineage: Eukaryota; Metazoa; Chordata; Mammalia; Rodentia; Muridae
Product: sulfotransferase 1C2-like
Exons: 7
Coding region: 227-1135 (302 amino acids)
Biological process (GO): sulfation
Cellular component (GO): cytoplasm
Molecular function (GO): sulfotransferase activity
Source: RefSeq, a predicted model, not a curated record